AGUCGCUUCGUGGUGAAUGCCGGCGGUUUUAAAGCACACGUGCAGAGCUGUUCAAUUAUUUUGACUAUUUUAUUUAAUGAAAAAUUGUUUAAACAAGCUAAAAACAUGCCGGCAGCUGUAGCUACAGGCGUGCAAAUCGCUGGACCAUUAAAAAACAAAAAGAUUGUAUUCAAUGAUGAAGGUGAAGCUGUGGCAAAACCCAAGUGGGAGAAGCACAACAAAAAGGCGCCCACAAACAAGCCACAAAACACCAAAAGUGCGACAAAUGGACAGGUGAAAAAGAUGCAGAGGAUAAAAUUCAGCGAGGAUGGCGAUGCAGAAGAGGAGGAAGUAAAGUUUAAUAAGCACAAAUCGGAGCCGGCAAAAAAGGGCAAUCAUUUAAUCUUCAAUAAUGAAAACACGGCAAAGAAGCCGCAGCGCAUAAAAUUCAACGAAGAUGGCGAAGAGAAGGAGCAAGGAUCGGACAGUGAAAGUGAAAAUGAGGCACAUGUGGCUGCGCCCAAGAAGCGGAAUAAUAAACAGUUCCAAAUGGACGAUUACGACCCACAAAAGAAAUGGUACCAAGUGCACACAGAAUAUCCGAGCACCGAUGAAGUCCUGGACAUGAAGGAGAACGAGCAGCUGGAGUUGUUCAAUCUAUGCAAAGCUUCCUUUGAGUCUGAGAAGAACACGUUCAAUAAGCGCAAUCCCACCGAUGCGCGCUGGCUGCAAACGGCGCUGCACAAGGGCACAGCCAAGGAUCGUGCCAAUGCAGGUGCUUUGCUUGUGACGAGCAAUCCGCUGGGCAAUCUGGAAGCACUGUCCAACCUGAUUGCCUUCUGCAAAAUAUCCAACAAAAGCAGCAACGAUGUCAUUGCUGUGCUGACGGAUCUGUGGCAAGAGGUGUUGCUGCCGCCACAGCGCAAACUGCUUGCCAUACACACGCGUGGCGCUGAUUGGAAGCUGCUCAAGAAGCAGGAUCUGCACAAGGAGCAAACACGUCGCAUCUAUGCCUAUUGGUACUUUGAGAAUGAGCUGAAGGAUCAGUAUCAUGAGUAUUUGAAGAAUCUAAUGCAAGGACUACAAACGGGUCAGGAACAUAACAAAACGGCUGCCAUUGUGGCUGCCUCAAAACUGCUCGCCUAUGCACCAGAGAAGGAGCAAAUGCUGCUCACCAUGCUUAUUAACAAAUUAGGCGAUCCUAUUGCCAAAAUCGCCUCCAAGGCGCUACAUCAUCUAAGCGAGGUGGCACAGAGACAUCCCAACAUGUGCGGCGUCAUUGUAGCCGAGGCCGAGAAGUUGCUCUUCCGUAACAACAUUGCCGAACGUGCCCAGCACUUUGCUUUGUGCUUCCUCGCCAGCAUUGCGCCUUCUGGACGGCCGGAAGUGUGCACCAAGCUGGUCAACAUAUGCUUUGCCUUGUUCAAGGUGCUUGUGCAGAAGGGCGCCGUCAAUAAUCGCACCAUGCAAGCGAUUCUGCGUUGCUUGCAAAAGGCCAUCACCGAGGCCCAACCGGCGAAGGGCAGCACCGAGCUUCUGACCAAGGAGAUGCAGGAUACCAUCUAUCGUCUGGUUCACUUGGCCGAUAUUCGAGUCUCGGUACAAACGUUGGGCCUGCUGCUGCAGUUGGUGACAGUGAAAACCGAGAAAACGGAUCGUUUCUACAAUGCGCUGUACAUUAAACUCUUGGAUCUGAAUCUGAUCAACAUUGGUGGCAAGACUGCAGCCCAACUGCUGCACAUUGUGCAUCGGGCCAUUCACAUUGACAAACAUGUGGCCAGAGCUCAGGCGUUUGUUAAGCGGCUGCUCCAGUUGGCGCUCUAUGCGCCGCCCAACAUGUCCGCAGGCUGCCUGAUUGUUCUCCACAAGCUGCUGCGAAUGCGCCGCGAGCUGGUUGGUGGCAUUGGAGAUAUAGAAAUGGCUGCAAAUGCUAAGCAACUGUUGCCCGCUGCUGCAGCUGAGGAUUUGGACAAGUUUGGCAGUGAUGGCGAGGAGGUUUAUAAAGAUGCAGAUGACGAGCAAACUGAUUCUGCUGUGAAAAAGGAAAAGGACCCUGUAGCAAGCUCCUGGCAUCAUGUCAAUCUUGUUGCCACCGAGGCGAAGGUGCGCGACAUCGAUGCCUGCAAAUACGAUCCAUAUCAUCGAGUGCCGGCAUUUGCGGGCGCUGGCUACGCCCUACGAAACGAGCUGCUGUUACUGCGUCAACAUUAUCAUCCCACGGUGCAGGUAUUUGCCGAACAGAUACUCCUGGAGAAACGCAUCGAUUACUAUGGCGAUCCAUUGCGUGACUUUGGAUUGCCUCAUUUCCUAGAGCGUUUUGCAUUCAAGAAUCCCAAGAAGUUGGACUAUCAGCAGGCAGUUGAUGGAGCCGCCAGCGCUGCCCACAAACGAUACACGUCCUUCGGAGCACGUGGCAAGCCGGUUAAGUCGCUGACCAAGACAAACUGCACAGAGGACGAGAUGUUUAUAUUCAAUUAUCUGGAGCAUAAACGCAAACUGGCGGAGCUGGUGGAGCAGACUAAGCAACAGAAAAAAGUAGAGGAAGAAGCUACAGAAGCGGCUGAUGAUGAUUUAAAAGAGGGUGAAGUGGAUGAUGAUGAAUUUGAAUCCUAUUUGGAUGAUUUCUUUGGCAAAAAGCUGAAGAAAGGUGAAGAUGGGGAGCAGGAUGAGGAGGAGCUAAAUUACUUGAAGGAACUGGGCGGUGAGCUGCAGGCGGACAAGUCCAAAAAGAAGGAAAAGAAAAAGAAACAAACAGAAGAUGAUGAAAUGGAGGACGAAUGGGAUGAUAAUGAUGCCGAGGAUGAGGAUGAAGAUGAGGACGAGGAGGCGGAUGAACUAUCGGAUGCAGGUGCAGAGGAUCAGUCGGAUGAUGAGACAGGCUCAAUCGAUUUGGAACCAUUGGAUGACAAUGAUGAUGAUGAUGAUGAUGAUGACGACGACGACGAUGAUGAUGGCUUACUAAACAUGGGUAACGAUAGUGAUGGUAGCGAGGCUCCUGAGAGUCCCGACGAGGACGAUGAUGAUGACGAGGACUCGCCACCCAAGACAAAGAAAUCACGCAAAGAUGUCGCCUUGAAUGAGCGCAACUUUGCGCAGAAACUAAAACACAGCGACGACAUGAGCUCGCUGUUUGCUGCUGCGGAUGAUUUCUCAGCACUGCUCGAGGAAACUGGCAAAACCAAGGGACAGGGCACCAGCAAUGCGGUCUUCAACAAGGAUAAAUCGUCUGAUAAACAGCUCAAGUGGGAGGAGAAGCGAAGGUCGAAUAGCAAAAACUAUACAAGCAAAAAGUUUGGCGGAGGCAAAGCUAAGAAAGGCGGUGGAAAGCCAAAAGUGGGCAAAAAGCGAAAACAUUAGCGGGUAAUUGGGAAGAGCGACGAAUGC
Molecule: messenger RNA, 3363 nt
Organism: Drosophila hydei
Lineage: Eukaryota; Metazoa; Arthropoda; Insecta; Diptera; Drosophilidae
Gene: Noc1
Exons: 5
Coding region: 106-3336 (1076 amino acids)
Cellular component (GO): nucleus
Source: RefSeq, a predicted model, not a curated record